AUGAUGCGUGCCCGUCGAUACCGCAUUUCCUUGGUGUUUGCCGUCGUUUUUGUCCUUCUCAUACUUCACUUUAGCCGGUCCCACGAUCAGCCUGCGGCCUUCCAAGUCCCUCUGCCCGCCCCUCCUAUCGAUCAUAAACCUCCGUUCCCUGGUCAGAGCAUCGACCGUCCAGUCAAGGAUGACGAUUAUAGUGUCAAGAAGCCAAUUGUCCCUCCCCCCGCUCCGGCUCGUCCGGCAUCCUCGGAGGAACCUCAACAACAACCGCCUCAGCAGCAUCAAUCGCCCUACACCUCUGAUGAGGUUUCGUCUCCAACGAUAAACCGCCCCGACUCUUCGUAUGAUACACCCUCAGAGGAUGAGGAACUAGGUCAUAAGCCCCAGACGGGCGCGCAGACCCAAGGUAUACACGACCAUGAAAUCGAUGAGGAUCUUCCUACGGCUCCUCACUGGAAGCCCACACCUGAGCAACACCCCAUUGAUCUUAAGACGCUAAUUAAACUACCUACUGGAUCAUCCAAAUCGCUCCCGCAAUUGCAGGCAAAAUUCGCAGAUGAAUCUUCCGCCGACAAGAUGCAGCGUCUCCAACAACUCAACACCAUCAAAACGGCUUUCCUACAUGCCUGGAACGGCUACAAGGUCUCUGCCAUGGGCCAUGACGAAGUGAAGCCGCUUCGUGGUGGAUUCAAGGAUCCCUUCAAUGGCUGGGGUGCAACCCUUGUUGACUCCUUGGAUACUUUGUGGAUCAUGGAUCUGAAGCAGGAGUUUUCCAUGGCAGUAGACUUUGUCAAGAAAAUCGAUUUCACAGUCAGCAAGCGAAAGGAAAUUCCGGUAUUUGAAACCGUUAUUCGCUACCUUGGUGGGUUGCUUGGCGCCUAUGACGUCUCUGGCCACAAGUACGACGUCCUCUUAGAAAAGGCCGUUGAACUCGCCGAGGUUUUGAUGGGUGCUUUCGACACCCCCAAUCGGAUGCCCACCCUCUACUACAAAUGGAACCCGGAUUAUGCAUCUUCUCCUCGCCGAGGAGAUUUCAAGGCUGUCCUUGCAGAGCUGGGCUCGCUUUCCCUCGAGUUCACGCGCCUAGCGCAGCUGACGAAGGAUGACAAGUACUACGAUGCAAUUGCUCGGAUCACAAAUGAGCUUGAGAAAUAUCAGCAUAAAACAAAGCUUCCUGGACUGUGGCCUUUGAACCUCGACGCUUCCGGGUGCCGAAGGCCGGUAUACGAACCAGAACUGGAGACUGAUGAAGAAGAGGCUUCCGUGGGGCAGCCAGUCAGAGGCCCAGCCAUGACUUAUGAGACUAGAUCCAAUUCAACAAGUCCCAAAGCUCUCUACUCAAGAGGUAUUCACGAAGACGCGGAGCCCGCCUAUUACGGAGAUGACGAUUCUUCCGACACAGAUUCGCUUGGUACUCGGACACCUCCACCGAAGCAGGACUGCUUUGAAGGGCUCAACAACCAGCUUUCAAAUACCGACAGGUUUGGUCUUGGGGCUCUCGGUGACUCCACUUAUGAGUAUUUACCAAAAGAGUACAUGCUUCUUGGUGGUAACAAUGAACAAUACCAGAACAUGUACACAAAGGCCAUGGAUACAGUGCGCGAGCAACUUGUUUACCAACCAAUGCUUAAAAACCACCGCGAUGUUCGGUUCUUGGCUACUGUCACAAUGACCAAGAACCUCGAUGCGAACCCCCCGGGUCGCACGACCUUUGCCUACGAAGGUACCCAUCUGACAUGCUUCGCUGGCGGUAUGUUUGCCAUCGGCGCAAAGCUCUUUGGGCUCGAGAAGGACCUGCGCCUAGGCAGCCAAUUGACGGAUGGCUGUGUCUGGGCGUACGAAAGCACCAAGACUGGAAUCAUGCCGGAAGCGUUCAAAUUAGUUCCUUGUGAAAAAGGCGAGCAGUGUGAGUGGAGCGAAGAAGCCUACUAUGCGGCCAUGGAUCCUUACGCUGAAAAGCGGCCGGGGCCACUUGGCAAGCGAUCUGCCGAGCCCGAAAAGGGGAAUUGGCAUGUCAAGGCGAUACCCGACUCCCCUACAUCAACCGGCAAUAAAGGAACUAGCUCAGCUGCCGUUAUUGAGGACUUCGAUAAUCGAAACCCUGACCCAGUCCCAGUCAAGGGAGUACUUUCUCAUGAGGAAUUCGUCACAGACAAGAUUCUCAACGACCGGCUCCCGCCAGGUAUGACUGGGAUCUCGUCACGCCAAUAUCUCCUUCGCCCAGAGGCGAUUGAAUCUGUAUUCAUCAUGUACCGCCUCACGGGAGACUCCUACUGGCGUGAGAAGGGCUGGAAGAUGUUCCAGGCUAUUGAUAAAGCCACGAAAACCGAGUUGGCCCACUCCGCCAUCGCCGAUGUUACAGUUGACGAUCCACGACCUCUUGAUAGCAUGGAGUCUUUCUGGCUGGCUGAAACUCUGAAGUAUUUUUACCUUUUAUUCAGCGACCCGAGCCUGGUGAGCCUUGAUGAAUACGUGCUAAACACUGAGGCGCAUCCGUUCAAGCGCCCUGAAUACUAA
Messenger RNA from Aspergillus calidoustus, 2511 nucleotides. NCBI's taxonomy places the organism in Eukaryota, Fungi, Ascomycota, Eurotiomycetes, Eurotiales, Aspergillaceae. The record is from the annotation of a GenBank genome assembly.